GCAGAGAGCAACGCUUGACAGGGAAAUCAGGAGCUAUGAAGCGGCUGGCAGAAAAUAUUAAGGUGCUUUACAUCGCCAGUGACUGUAUGGAGCCUUAUGUUGAGAUCAUCACAGUGAAAGAGUCCAAACGCUGCCAGAGUCUGUGCAGCUCAGACGCCUCCGAGGUAGAAGAGCCCGAGUACCUGCUGGAAGUUGAUGAUGAUCUUCCUGUCCUCACUGACCAGAGUCAUCUGCUAGAUGACUAUCACCUAGAAAAACUUGCUGUUCACAUGCCAGCAAGGACCCAGGGUUAUCAAUGGCAGCUGGUCUACAGCACAGCCGUCCAUGGGAGCAGCCUGAAGACUCUGUACAGGAACAUGGCUGAGGUGGACAGCCCUGUGCUGCUGGUGGUCAAAGACAUGCACAAAAAGGUGUUUGGGGCUUUUUCUUCAGAUCCAUUCAGAGUCAGUAAAUACUGCUACGGUACUGGAGAAACCUUCUUGUUCAGCUUCAAUCCCGACUUCCAGGUAUACAAGUGGAGUGGGGUGAACUCGUACUUUGUGAGUGGAAACUGGGAUUCAUUGCAGCUCGGUGGAGGAGGGAGUGGCUUUGCCCUGUGGCUGGAUGCUGAUCUGUACCGUGGUUCAAGCUUUUCCAGUCCAACUUUUCACAAUGCACCUCUCUCCACAAAUGAGGACUUUAUUGUACAAGACCUGGAGGUCUGGACUGUGCAGAAUUGACUGUGAACAUCUAAAAAGCCGAGCUAAAAACAAAGCAGGACCUGUUGUUCUGUGUGGAGCUCCCAGACUUCAAGGCGUGUAGGUCGUUUAGCCACUACUGUACGUAUCCUGAUGGAGCGUCUGCUGUCGUCUGUGCACAUGGUUCAGAGUUCCUCUUGUACAGUAUGAAGCCUGCUGACGGGGAAGCCACUGUAAUGGGAUUCAAGAAAGAGUCUGUUUUUAUUUUGUGCCGUUUAGUCACUCAGAUGUGCAGAUGGAGCAUUUGCGGAUUUUAAAAAACAGCAUUGAAUGAUAAGUCUACAGCUACUGUAAUGAUAUUCAGGGUUCAAGAAAACGUUUAUUUUUAUUUUAUUUUUGUAUCAAUGCAUAUUUAUAAAAUAAUGUGUUUUUUUACAGUUUGCAUCUUUGGUUAAGUGAGUGUGUAUUAACAAUAACUGGUUAAUUAUAUUAACCAGUUAUUGUUAAAAUCGGUAUAACACUGUUAGGACAAACAAUUUUAACUGGUUUUAAUGUUUCCCAGUCAAAUCUGUGGCUGCUAGUAAGGACCAAACUAGUAAAGUUGAACAACAUUGCACUACAACAGCUGCUGGAUAAGCUGGAUGUGCUGCUUGGGGAAGAAGUCAACUGAAGUGUAAAAUGAAAAAUUCUUUUUUUUUUAAAUUAAGCACCAGCUUGUCUAUUUGGAGAGAAAAGUACUUAUGAAAACAUCAAAUACACGCACAUGCCCAGUUGUUUAUUUUUUGUCUUUUUAAAUACACUGUUCAGGAAAUGGUUAAAGUUUUUCUAUGACUGUCAGGCAGUGCUGGCACUACCACUGUUUUUUGUGAA
Molecule: messenger RNA, 1547 nt
Organism: Maylandia zebra (zebra mbuna)
Lineage: Eukaryota; Metazoa; Chordata; Actinopteri; Cichliformes; Cichlidae
Product: TLD domain-containing protein 2
Biological process (GO): response to oxidative stress; regulation of transcription by RNA polymerase II
Cellular component (GO): nucleus
Source: RefSeq, a predicted model, not a curated record